AUGGCUGCUCCUACGGCUAGCACAACUGAAGCAGGUGAGAUCUCCUCUUCAACGGAAGAAAUUUUAUCUACAACCAAGAAGGGAGCUACUGAUCAGAUUUCAUCUUCAACUGCCAAUGAGGAAUCAACGCUCAAUCCAUAUGCAAGCACUUCUUCCACGGAAUCGAUAACAAGUCCUACGGCUAGCACAUCUGAAGCAGAUGAGAUCUUCUCUUCAACGGAAGAAAUUUUAUCUACAACCAAGAACGAAGCUACUGAUCAGAUUUCAUCUUCAACUGGCAAUAAGGAAUUAACGCUCAACCCAUAUGCAAGCACUUCUUCCACGGAAUCGAUAACAAGUCCUACGGCUAGCACAACUGAAGCAGGUGAGAUCUUCUCUUCAACGGAAGAAAUUUUAUCUACAACCAAGAGCGGAGCUACUGAUCAGAUUUCAUCUUCAACUGCCAACGAGGAAUCAGCGCUCAAUCCAUAUGCAAGCACUUCUUCCACGGAAUCGAUAACAAGUCCUACGGCUAGCAAAACUGAAGAAGGUGAGAUCUCCUCUUCCACAGAAGGAAUUUUAUCUACAACUAGGAGCGAAACUACUGAUCUGAAUUCAUCUUCAACUGGCAAUGAGGAAUCAACGCUCAAUCCAAAUGCAAGCACUUCUUCCACGGAAUCGAUAACAAGUCCUACGGCUAGCUCAACUGAAGCAGGUGAGAUCUCUUCAACGGAAGAAAUUUUAUCUACAACCAAGAGCGAAGCUACUGAUCAGAUUUCAUCUUCAACUGGCAUUGAGGAAUCAACGCUCAAUCCAUAUGCAAGCACUUCUUCCACGGAAUCGAUGACAAGUCCUACGGCUAGCACAUCUGAAACAACUGAGAUCUCCUUUUCAACGGAAGAAAUUUUAUCUACUACCAAGAGCGAAGCUACUGAUCAGAUUUCAUCUUCAACUGGCAAUGAGGAAUCAACGCUCAAUCCAUAUGCAAGCACUUCUUCCACGAAAUCGAUAACAAGUCCUACGGCUAGCUCAACUGAAGCAGGUGAGAUCUCCUCUUCAACGGAAGAAAUUUUAUCUACAACCAAAAGCGAAGCUACUGAUCAGAUUUCAUCUUCAACUGGCAAUGAGGAAUCAACGCUCAAUCCAUAUGCAAGCACUUCUUCCACGGAAUCGAUAACAAGUCCUACGGCUAGCUCAACUGAAGCAGGUGAUAUCUCCUCUUCAACGGAAGAAAUUUUAUCUACAACCAAGAGCGAAGCUACUGAUCAGAUUUCAUCUUCAACUGGCAAUGAGGAAUCAACGCUCAAUCCAUAUGCAAGCACUUCUUCCACGAAAUCGAUAACAAGUCACACGGCUAGCACAACUGAGGCAGGUGAGAUGUCCUCUUCAACGAAAGAAAUUUUAUCUACAACCAAGAGCGGAGCUAAUGAUCAGAUUUCGUCUUCAACUGGCAAUGAGGAAUCAACGCUCAAUCCAUAUGCAAGCACUUCUUCCAAGGAAUCGAUAACAAGUCCUACGGCUAGCACAUCUGAAGCAGAUGAGAUCUCCUCUUUAACGGAAGAAAUUUUAUCUACAACCAAGAGCGAAGCUACUGAUCAGAUUUCAUCUUCAACUGAAAAGAAACAGCGAUACUUCCGGUUACAGGCCGAAAACACAGGCCAGGAUCUUAAUCCACUAUAA
Rhagoletis pomonella (apple maggot) is the source of this 1659-nucleotide messenger RNA. RefSeq names its product probable GPI-anchored adhesin-like protein PGA55. The record is from RefSeq and is a predicted model, not a curated record. Bases 1 to 1659 code for a protein of 552 amino acids. The transcript has 3 exons. Lineage: Eukaryota; Metazoa; Arthropoda; Insecta; Diptera; Tephritidae.